UACCGUGUUGCCCUCGCCCAUCAGAAGCGAUGAGCCAGCCUGUGGAGCCAAGCCAGAUGCCAGCAUGUCUGUCUGUCCCCAGAGCCAUGGAGAGAGCCAGUCUGAUCCAGAAGGCCAAGCUGGCAGAGCAGGCUGAACGCUAUGAGGACAUGGCAGCCUUCAUGAAGGGCGCCGUGGAAAAGGGUGAGGAGCUCUCCUGUGAAGAGAGAAACCUGCUCUCUGUGGCCUACAAGAACGUGGUAGGCGGCCAGAGGGCUGCCUGGAGGGUCCUGUCCAGCAUCGAGCAGAAGAGCAACGAGGAAGGCUCGGAAGAGAAGGGCCCCGAGGUGCGAGAGUACCGGGAGAAGGUGGAGACCGAGCUCCGGGGUGUGUGCGACACCGUGCUGGGCCUGCUGGACUCCCACCUUAUCAAGGAGGCCGGGGAGGCGGAGAGCCGGGUUUUCUACCUGAAGAUGAAGGGCGACUACUACCGCUACCUAGCCGAGGUGGCCACUGGUGACGACAAGAAGCGCAUCAUCGACUCUGCCCGGUCAGCCUACCAGGAGGCCAUGGACAUCAGCAAGAAGGAGAUGCCGCCCACCAACCCCAUCCGUCUGGGCCUGGCCCUGAACUUUUCCGUCUUCCACUACGAGAUUGCCAACAGCCCCGAGGAAGCCAUCACGCUGGCCAAGACCACUUUUGAUGAGGCCAUGGCUGACCUGCACACCCUCAGCGAGGACUCCUACAAAGACAGCACCCUCAUCAUGCAGCUGCUGCGAGACAACUUGACCCUCUGGACAGCCGACAACGCCGGGGAAGAGGGUGGGGAGGCUCCUGAGGAGCCCCAGAGCUGAGCCUGCCCCUCACCCACCUGCAGCCCUGCCCUCCAGUCCCCAGCCCUUCAAGAGGACUAGUAUGGGGCGGGAGGCCCCGCCUUCCCAGACCCUUCCCAAUGCUCUGCCCCAACUCCGAAAGCCUUGGAGGGGAGCAGUGGAGCUGAGCCCACCCUGGGCUGGGGAUCCCACUCUGCAUGCAGCUGUCAGGUGCUCCUAACGGCAGGUGGUCCCACUCACCCCUGCUCUCUGCACCCCCUUUCCUCCCGUCUCUGCCCCUGACUGGGCUACCCACCCUCCUGCUGUCUAUUAGGAAUUGAGGAGUGUCCCACCCCUGGUGGCUGAGAAUGGACUGUGUGGCAGAGGCUGGAGAUGAGAGAGAGAGAGAGAGAGAGAGACUGAGUGAGAUCGAGAGCGAAUGAGGGAAAGCAUGUCUGCUGGGUGUGACCCUGUUUCCUCUCAAUAAAGUUCCUGUGACACUC
Messenger RNA from Marmota flaviventris (yellow-bellied marmot), 1294 nucleotides. Lineage: Eukaryota; Metazoa; Chordata; Mammalia; Rodentia; Sciuridae. The record is from RefSeq and is a predicted model, not a curated record.